AAUCUACCAGUAGGGAGCAGCAGCAUGUUCCUCUGACAGGGCAGCUGAGGGAUGGGGGGACAUGAUUCAGCAUGUAGGCUGGGCUAGAUGGGACAUUUCUGUUCCAUAAUCAUGAAAGUGUUUCUGUAUCUAGCAACUAACAGGUAGAAUAAUAGAAAAGAGAAAAUAAACAGAAAGGCAGGUAGCUCCUAUCUGUGCUGCUGCCUUCUCAGGCAUCAAUGAAAGAAUUAACAGGUUGAGGGACUUGUAACAAACGCACAUCGUGUGCAUCUUGCCUAGAAAUGAAGGCCAUAUGCUGAGGUCUGCUCGUCAUUUGAUCAACUCUCGCUCUCCACCCUCAGACUCCAGUCAUCCCCACGCUGCCAAAUGAAACGCAGACAGGGAAACGUCAGAGGCUCCCUCUGUCUCCAUUCAGGCUGCUCAACGCCGUGGAGAGUUUUCAGUGCACUAAGCCACCAAAAGAAAUGAAUUCACUGUGAACGACGGGUAAAUGGAGUCAUCUCUCGAGUUUUCCAACUCUUUGGGCAGCGUGUCCUCACUGCUCAGUCGCUGUCGGACCUUUAAAGUCCUGGUGAUAGGAGACUCCGGGGUGGGGAAGACCUGCCUCACACACCGACUCUGCGCCGGAGAGUUCCCCAGCAGAGUGGAGGCCACCAUCGGGGUGGACUUCCGCGAGAGACUGCUGGAUAUCGAUGGAGAGAAAAUUAAGCUCCAGCUGUGGGACACAGCAGGACAGGAGCGUUUCCGUAAGUCCAUGGUGCAACACUACUAUCGUAACGUCCACGCUGUGCUCUUCAUAUAUGAUGUCACCUGCCCUGCCAGCUUCGGCAGCCUGUCUGCCUGGAUAGAAGAGUGCAGGCAGAACUCCCUCGGACAGGAAAUCCCCAGGUUCCUGGUGGGUAACAAGAGUGACCUCCGUGACCCCUGCAGGACUGACGGCCAGGUGGGCCAGGAGCUGGCGAUGAGCUUCGCCAAAGCCCACGGCAUGAUGUUUUUUGAGACGUCCGCCAAGAACCCGCCAAACAAAUGCGCGAGCGGCCGACGGGGUGAUGGGGAGGUGCCGUAUCAGCAGGAUAAGGUGGAGGACAUCGUUGUUGCUGUUGGUGCCAAACUGAAGAGACAGAAGAAACCUACAGCAGCGAACGCCCCGCCGUACAGCGGGUCCUUUAAAGUCCCGAACAAGAAAAGACCGGAGAAAGAGCUGUGGACCUGCUGCUGAGAGAGAGAACUGUUGGCCUUUUCAGAUGGAAGAAUAUGACUUUUUAGCUGUUUAGGAGUGUGUGUGUGUGUGUGUGUGUGUGUGCGUGUUUGUUUGUGUGUGAGUAAGGAAGUGACUAUAUUGUGCACAAUUUUCAUUUUUGACCAAAGACGGACUUCAAAAAUGCUAAACUUUUGCAUUUGAAAUACAGUUGCUUUUCCUCCCACACACGACUUUAAUAUUUAUACUCUUAAAGAUGUCCUACUUGGAAAUGUUGUGUAUAUUUGUGAUCUUCUCGUUUUACAAUAGCUGCAAAAUAAAAGACUGUGAAUGUAAACAUUA
This is a messenger RNA of Siniperca chuatsi (mandarin fish), 1540 nucleotides long. Its product is annotated as ras-related protein Rab-33B-like. Gene Ontology annotation, biological process: Rab protein signal transduction. NCBI's taxonomy places the organism in Eukaryota, Metazoa, Chordata, Actinopteri, Centrarchiformes, Sinipercidae. Gene Ontology annotation, cellular component: Golgi apparatus; endosome. The transcript is spliced from 4 exons. The record is from RefSeq and is a predicted model, not a curated record. Bases 491 to 1219 code for a protein of 242 amino acids. Gene Ontology annotation, molecular function: GTPase activity; GTP binding.